GAAUUGCGAGUCAGCGGUUGUUUUUCUCCUCUCUGGCAUCGGAAACGUAUAGUUGACAUGUUGAUUGUUAUUUAACUUUUUUAUUUUUUAUUUAAGACCGCAUAGUUUGCAUUAAUGUUCCUGCGUGCUUACUAUUGGAUGUGACUUGCCUGGACUCAGGAUGAGGGACCAUGGAAGGCUGGACAGGUCACUUGUGAGGGAGCUGAAGUCUUGUUGCUCCGUGGAGGACAACUUUCUUCCCAGGAAGUCUGGUCUGAAGAUGAUGGAGUCCACUGAGAACGGCGUGUCGGCCAAAUGCAGAGACGCCCGAGUGGAGGAGCUGUGGGGUUUGACCAGCUUUUUUGGCUACAGCACCCAAACUUUUGCACAGGCUGUCAAUCUGCUGGACAGAUUUCUCACGAAUGUGAAGGCUCAGCCCAAACACGUGCCGUGCAUCGCCGUCUGCUGCCUCCACUUGGCGGCCAGCGUGACAGAGGAGGGCAGCAAUGUGGCACCUGGCCGCGAGCUCAUUCGCAUCAGCCAGAGCAAGUUCACCGAGUCGGACCUGCGCCGCAUGGAGAAGGUCAUUUCGGAGAAACUGGGCCCGGAGCCCAGGGCUGCGGUGACGGCCCUGACAUUUCUGCACCUCUACCACUCGGCCUUGACCUGCGUGUGCGCCGAGGGGGUGGAGAUCCCCGGCGUCGGGAGACUGGAAGCUCAGCUCAAAUCCUGCCUAUGUCGGCUGGUUUUCUCCAAAGCCAAAUCGUCCGUGCUGGCGCUCGCCCUCGUCGCCCAGGAGUUUGAGACCCUGCAGUCCCACGCCGCCUCCAAGAUUGUACAGCAACUGCAGAGACAUGCAAAGAUCAGCGACAGCGAGCUGCUCCACUGGCAGCAAGUGGUGGCCAAGCGCAUGAAGGAGUACCGCUCCAGUCAGUGCCACAAGCCCGACAACAAGAAGCUGGUGUGGAUCGUGUCCAGGAGGACGGCGCGGGGGCUCCACGCCGCUCAUUUCAGCGUCCCGGGCCUGCCGACCAUACCGGAGGGCGGCUGGGACGAGAGUGAAAGCGAGGACUCUGGCGAGGACACGAGCUGUGGCGAGGACAGUCCGUGGGGCUCGCUGGGCAGCAACGCCGAAGGAUCCUACUUUCCCGCUUCGUUUCCUUCAUCCACGCACAAAGCCACGCACCGAGCAGCCUCGUAACCACGACGCAGACCUGCACUUCGCCAUGAAAGUCAACCUCCAGGAUUUGUUACUACCAUGAAAAUGACAUGGUGCUUUAUAUGCAACAUGACAUUUUGGCAGCUUGGCGUCAUGUGACCUCAUGUGUCCGCACAUUCCAGCAACAAAUGUGCUAGCUCCUGUCCUUAAUAAUAAAACAAGUGUACCAUACAGUAUUAUGCAGGGUGGAUCCUGGGUGGAUCUCGCGUGAGUGGAAGGAGGGGGGGGCACAUAUCAACUGACUGAUGUUGUGGUCAAAGUUGGAAUUGCCACAAAACACAUUUUAAGAUGUUCAACACGCUACUGGCGGCUAUAUUUGAAUAGCGUCCCCCCCCCCCAAAAAAAAUGUGUCACGUUUCAUGUGUCAGGUAAAGCGUGACAAAUGUGGCCGUAUGAAUCCCCUUCUUACUGUGUGUUUUCAUUUUAAUGUGCAAUAAUGUGACUGAGAAAUCGUGUUUAUUAAGAGAGAAAAAUGUACAUAACUCGGAAACAAUGACGAAAAAACCUUUUGUGUGUGAAUGUAAGCCGGAGUGGAUGUUGUCAGAACAUUUUACAAUUAAAGUACUUUUAAUACUAUUUUUCUGGUCCGU
This is a messenger RNA of Nerophis lumbriciformis (worm pipefish), 1788 nucleotides long. Its product is annotated as cyclin-G2-like. The record is from RefSeq and is a predicted model, not a curated record. Lineage: Eukaryota; Metazoa; Chordata; Actinopteri; Syngnathiformes; Syngnathidae.